Brassica napus (rape) is the source of this 2198-nucleotide messenger RNA. RefSeq names its product F-box/FBD/LRR-repeat protein At2g26030. NCBI's taxonomy places the organism in Eukaryota, Viridiplantae, Streptophyta, Magnoliopsida, Brassicales, Brassicaceae. The transcript is spliced from 3 exons. The coding region runs from base 353 to 1777 and encodes 474 amino acids. Gene Ontology annotation, molecular function: protein binding. The record is from RefSeq and is a predicted model, not a curated record.
ACAUUAUAAUAUAUUAUAUAUUAGCUUCAAAAAUAUACAAUAUAAUAAUAUUAUGCAAUAUUUAUAUUUAUCAAGUUACUAAUUAUAUGUAAUGUACAAUUAUUUGAAAUUGACUAUCUAAUACUAAUUUUAUUCCGUGCAAGGCAAAAAUCUUAUCCUAGUAAAUAGUAAAAGGAUGAAAAUAUUGUUUUCUUAAAAAAUCUCCAAUUGAUAGUGUUACAAAAAAAAAUAUAAUUUACCAAAAACUAAAAUCUACUUUAGAAUCUACAAACAACCAACUUUUUAAGGUUUUGUCUAGGUCAAACAUACUUGCGAGACCGGCUAUAACGCUAGAAUUUAGUUGAGUCUUUUGAUGGGUUGCGAUAGAAUCAGUGCCCUGCCGGAUUGUUUGAUAACUGAGAUACUCUUAUGGCUUCCGACCAUGGAUUCUGUUAAGACAAGCGUUUUAUCGACCCGGUGGAGAAACCUAUGGCUUGAUGUUCCAGGGCUAGACAUUAAAUUCCUUUCUAGCAAUGCUAAUACAAUCACUAGCUUCAUUAAAAGAUUUCUGGAAUUUAACAGCGAUGCACGCCUGCGAAAGUUCAAGAUAACGUAUGACACGUCCAAGGGUCAUGAUCCCUUUGGAAUCAGAGAGUGGAUCGCCACAGCUAUAAAUCGAGGAGCUCAGCAUUUAGAUGUGGUUUACACAUUUGUUAGGUAUAUGUCUUUCAAAGAGUUCAUGCCUCUAGACAUUUAUAAGAGCAAGACAUUGGUGUCUUUAAAGCUUGUAGAAGUAGGGAUGUCUAAUCCCGACUUUGUUGUUUCUCUACCUUGUCUGAAGAACAUGCAUCUUGAAAAAGUUACGUACAGUGGUAAGGAUCCUUCAUUCAUGGAGAAGCUCAUCUCAGGCUGUCCGGUUCUUGAAGAUCUAACAGUGUUCAGGUCGUCUGAUGAUAACGUACUGGCUCUUCGUGUGAGAUCUAAGAGUCUUAAGAGGUUUAGUGUAAGGUCUAACCGCUGGAGUAGAAUCCAUAGUAGGGAGUUCGCGCUGGAGAUUGAUGCUCCGGGACUCAAAUAUAUGAAGUUAGGAGAUCAAAAGUCUGAAAGAAUCGUGGUGAAGAAUCUAAGAUCUUUGUUUAUGGUCGACAUUGAUUCCAUAUUCAAUGUUGGACGUAACACUAAUUUGGAAAUGAAGAAAGAUACUAUCCGUGAUUUUCUCAAUGGUAUUUCUUGCGUAAGGCAUAUGAUCGUCUCUCAGCUUACUCUGGAGGUUCUUUAUCGUUACCUGGGAUCCAAUAUUCCCAUGUUUAACAACUUAUAUCGUUUAGAAGUGUCUCGCAUUGCCCGCUUAGAACACAUGUUACCCGAUUUUCUUGAGAGUUUCCCGAAUCUAAAACACCUCACACUGUGCGUAGUGUAUUUGCCCUCGUCUUUUUGGCAGUGCAUAAUGUAUUUGAACCAUCUAAACGUGGAAAAACAUGAAGGUUCAAUUGUGCCUCGGUGCUUACUAUCGACCCUCGAGUGUGUUGAGAUUAGAGAAUUUACAGGAGAAGAAACGAGGACGAAAAAGAAAAUAAUGAAACAGAAAAAGGAACCUUUGAUGAAUGUAGCUAGGUAUAUUCUUGUCAAUUCAAUAGUCCUCAAGAAGCUCAUUUUGAUUCUCUCUCCUGCAACCAACCAAAUCUCGGAUAUCGCCAAGGAGCUUCUUACAAUCAGAAAAGGGUCUAGCAGAUGCAAUAUCUUCAUGGGUUUAUUGCACUCUGAAUCCGAUACACCUUUUCUACAACUUAUAUGCUAAUUAGACAUUUCCCAGUACUUACUUGUUUUCCAAAAUGAUAUUGCAUUUUCUCAUACUCGUGAUUUUUUUUUUCUCUGUUAGUUGUUUUGAGUGGAGUAAGAACUGACUUAUCCAAAUCUGAGAACAAUCUUUCUUUUUUUUUGACUAUGUGAUCUGUUGGUCAACUAUCCAUGUGCUUUGAACUGUUGGUAUGUGAGUUGCCAAAACGAUAAUUCUUCCUUGUUAAGUUCUUAGCUAGCUUCUUCUUCAUGAAUGUAAGCUUGAUGGUUUCUUUUCUUUUCUUUCUGCAUUUCUAAAGAUAUGUCUAACUUCUCCACAAACAUUUUAUUUGUGAUCAUUGUUGGAUUUCAUUUCUUUAUAGUAGCAUAAUGCUUCUUAAUGAUCAUCCUUAUUGCAAUAGUUUCACCAUCUUGGCUUUCUU